AUGAGGGAUCAAGGAUUUACACCUACUGCGAUUCAUUUAUUCCUACACCCCACAACAAUUAUGAGAAGAACACUGCGAUGCAGACGUCAAGAGAACAGGAUAGGUAAGACAGUAGAAGCUGUUGAACAAGCCGUUGGGAAUCAAGAGUUUCCUCGUCCCCAGUCGAAUAUUAUAUAUUAUUUUUUAGAACUGCGAAGUCCUCCGAUCCACAGGGACAACAACGCCCAUGAACAAGAAUACCGUUGGGCAUCUGGCUGGUCGAGCGGACUUGAUGAAGAACACGAUUGA
This is a messenger RNA of Torulaspora delbrueckii, 288 nucleotides long. RefSeq lists its product as uncharacterized. NCBI's taxonomy places the organism in Eukaryota, Fungi, Ascomycota, Saccharomycetes, Saccharomycetales, Saccharomycetaceae. The coding region runs from base 1 to 288 and encodes 95 amino acids. The record is from RefSeq and is a predicted model, not a curated record. The transcript has a single exon.